AAUAACUGCCAAAAGGAAGUGACGAAGCGGAGAUUUUUUUCCCCUCUCUCCGUUCGGCGGCCGGUGGAUGUUUCUAGAGCGGGAGUUGUUGGUGAGGGCGAAGUCUGGGUUGUAGUAAGUCGGAGCAGGCGUACGGAACCGAGAGUGAAGCCUUUGGAAUACAGUUAUUUGGGUACAACAGUUUCUAUUUUCUUCUCACUUCUACCACUGCCACCUACUCACCAAAGAGCCUAAUCUCAGGUUUUAAUGUAUUAGUUGAGAUCAUCUUGGAGCAUCAGACAAGGUCAGAGUUCCUGUCAAACUGAAGGAUUGACUGCUUCCUCACUUGGUCCUGGUUGAUCAAUAAUUUGUGCAGGGUUUUCAUCUAGAAGAACUAAAUUAUCAAAAAUGGUGGACUACUACCAGGUAUUGGGAGUACAUAAAAGUGCCUCCCAGGAAGAAAUUAAAAAAGCAUAUCGCAAGCUGGCAUUGAAAUGGCACCCUGAUAAGAAUCCUGAUAACAAGGAAGAGGCAGAGACUAAAUUUAAGCAACUUGCAGAAGCUUAUGAAGUUCUUUCAGAUUCCUCAAAACGUAAUAUCUAUGACCGAUAUGGUAAAGAAGGCUUGAAUAAUGUUGGUGGAGGUGGUCAGUUUGGAGAAGGCUUUGACUUCGGCUUCACGUUCCGUAAUCCUGAAGAUGUUUUCAGGGAGUUCUUUGGAGGAAGGGAUCCUUUUGCUGACUUCUUCAUGGAUGAUCCCUUUGAAGAUUUCUUUGGAAAUCGCCGUGGCAGACGUGAAAGAAGCAGGGGUGGCGGAGGAUCUUUUUUUGCACCUUUUGGGGGAUUUCCUGCUUUUGAUUCUGGUUUUACUUCAUUCAGUUCAUUUGGUAAUCUUGGAACAGCAUCGUUCUCAUCCUCCUCAUUUGGUGGUGGUGGUGGAAUGGGCAACUUCCGAUCGGUAUCAACAUCUACCAAGUUUGUAAAUGGCAGGAAAAUCACCACUAAGAGGAUUGUAGAAAAUGGCCAAGAAAGAGUGGAAGUAGAGGAAGAUGGUCAAUUAAAAUCUUUAACAAUAAAUGGAGUUGAAGAUGAACAUGCCUUAGCAACUGAGCUUAGACAGCGAGGACAGCAGGCCCUACCUGGACAUGCAGCUCACACACGCUCUUCACGGCAGCACUCUACUUCCUUCCCGAGAUAUGAUUACCAGUAUAAUGUUGCUGAGGAAGAGGAAGUCGGAUCACCAGCUAUGGUCUACAGUGUCCCUGAGGAGGGAGCCAUUUCCAGUCCAGCAGGUCAAAAAGAAGGAGGAAAGCGGAGGAAACAACGACACAGGGAAGAACUAAAGAAGAAAAAGACAACAAAAAUGAAGCAUUAAUUGUGAGGUGCAGUGGGUGACCUUUGAACUCCAGUAUACAGUUAUUUUUCAUGUUAAUUGAUAUAGCUUUAUAGAAUGUGAAUUAAACAUGACACAGCAUGUGAGUGUUUUCUAUUUUUGUGAAUUAUUUUUAAUUGCCUCACAAAAUAAGAGAUUGAUGAGAAAGGAUAGAUUCUGUGAUUUAGUAAUUGAUGCUUGUGAAGUCAGAUCAUGGAAUCACUUCUGUAAUAACCAAAAAUCUGACAGGUCUCAGUGGGGGGAAAAUCUGUUUCGUAGUAGCUUGACGUAGUCAUAUUUCCAUGAGUAUUUAGUACAAACAGCAUCAAUUUGCAUUUAUGUAGCACCCAAACCUUAGAAAGACCUCCCUGAGGCUUCACAGAGCUGCAAGGCAAAAUAAAUGCAAAAUGAAAAAGCACAGAUUAAAGUGGGCAGGCUGGAUGCAAAUUUUACAUCUGGACUUUAGCACUGUAUUUAAAAUGAAAACGCAUAUAUAUGAGAAAUUCCUUAAGCAAGAUCCUGACCCCCCUCACCCCUCAUCCUCCAAACCUUUCACAGUCCCAUUUCUGCCUCUUGCCCCAAGGUCCAUCCAUUUCAGAACAAGGUAGCAAAGCAGUGGCAGAGAGCUACAGAGUGGUAUUAGAGAAAAUAAGACCUUGGCAGCUGAAGACAUAGUUGCCAAAAACGAAUGAAGGGAAGAAGGAUUUGGAGUAGGCCCAACAGAAGAUGGAAAUUUAAGCCCUGAAUUUUGUUCCCAGGUUGGGUGCACAGAGGUGGGUUACAUCCUGGCUCGAUGCACCCAAUCUUUAAAGUGAGUUGCCCACACACCCCCCAUUCAGUCCAGGAUUGAGUUAGAUAUUGUGCCAGGAGCUAAAGGGGACUGUACAGAAUUCUGCCUCAUGCCAGCUGUGUUCAAAAAUACCUUCAGCCUUUGUGUUCCACUGCCCCAUCUCAAGAACAAUGUUCCAUCCUUGCCAACUCAUGCCACCCAGGGUCCUCUUACCCAUUCACCAUGGCGUCUCAUACACCUGUGCUACACUGUACCCUCUAUGACCUCUUAUACUCCCAAUGCCAACUUAGUUACUGUUUCCACACACUAUCUCCUCCUUCAGCUACUUUACCUUUCUACAGGUGCAACAGUCCCUGGAUCCCAAGGAGAACUUUGCCAGAGAGUACUGAAUUUACAUCCGUAGCCUUGCUUGCUUGUUGCAGACCUCCUUUAAAAACACAUUUAGAAAUUAAAAGUUGAAAAUGUCAUGAUACUUUGUAGCCAUGAUCCAUUGUCAUGGCAGUUAACAAGGCCACCAAAAAAAACAACCUGAGUAUAUGUCGAGGCAUAGAAUUGAAAAGCAGAGAAGUUAUGCUAGAUGUACUAACUCUUGGUGAGACCAGUUGGUGUGCUCUCUGUGGCUCUUAGGAAAGGAUGGGCAAGCUGUCUUUUGUCUAGAAAGAAGAAAGCUGAAAUUGACCUCAUGGAGAUCUUUCAAAUGAUGCAAGCUUCAGAUAGAAUAGGCACUGUCAGAACAUUACUGCUUGUGGGAAAGAGCAUGAGGAGGAGAUGCCAUCAGUCACAGAGAAACCCAAUACAGAAUCCAGACGAGAUUUCUUUGACCAGAGUUUAAUGAGAAUGUGAAACUCACUACCAUAGAGAUUGUCGAAAUAAUGUCAGUACUUGCAAGGGGAAACGAGACAACCACAUGUGGGAGAAAGGAGUAGAGGUUUAUAUAGUUGAGGAACAAAGGAAGAGGUUAGGAGAAUGAAUGGACUGUGUAUGUGAACAUGGAGAGGUUAGGCUGAAUUACUUGUCUCUGCUGUAUAUAUGCCCCACAUGACCCUGUGAAACCUUUGUAUUUCGUCACUUAUCAGAAUGACAUUAUUGAUUAGAGCAGUCAGUUGAAAAGCGCACAUUUAUUGUUUAACGGCAACAGAGAUGUAUUGGUGCAAAUAUAAUUUUCCCUUUAACACAUUGAUACCACAAAUACCAAUAUCUACCAAUUAACUUUGGUAGAUACAGAUACUUGAAACUCAAAUGGAAGGCUAAGAACUUUCCAGCGUGCAACUGUAACCAUUCCGAACAGCUCAUGAAACAUGUUGCCCCAUUCACCAAGACAAAGGAAACAUUUCAACAAUAUGCCCAGCUCCAGUUUGAUCACCUGAAUCUAAAAUUAUAAUUCUUGCUCUAAAUCAUCUACAAGAAAGAAGGUACCAAUGCAUUUUUAAAAAUGUUUUCAUACAAAUUGUUAGAAAUUGUAUCUGAUAUUCCUCAUAAGAUGAUGAGCCUUGGAGUGAUCUGGUCUUCAUCCUCAAAAGAGAUCAACCAUAUCCUGAGUCCAAGCAAUAUCUCCAAUGGCUGAGCAAUUAGACAUUCACUAUUACCAUAACCUGAUAAAGAUGGAACGCAAAAUUUGACCAACUGGAAGGAUGAACCAGUAAAGCUUGCGAAUGAUGCAGACUGAUUGUAUAUUUUCAGAACAGUGCAACAGUAUGACCAGUUAAGUUCAUUUCCAAUUAUUACUGUUUAUUUACUGAUUUUUCCCUCUGGGAAGACUUUGACCUGCUGGACAGAGGUUGUCCAGAUAGGAUCAGGUGGGAAUAGGUUCAACCAUAAUGUUUGGGUGUUGGGUUCAGUUAACAACAUUCACGUAUCCCCACAGGCAGGUUUCCAGGCACCAGAGGUGGAAAGGGAAGAUCCUAAAAAUCAUUUUCCUGCUGCCUUGUCAACUGCCCUCAGCCAGGCUGAAACUUUACAGUGUGUGGACAAGGCCUACGGCCCCCAUUGAGGCCCUUAGGUGGCAAUUAUUAGCCAUUUAUCUGACCUUUCUAAUAGUGUCCUGGGAAAUGCUUAUCCUUCCACAACUCACUAAAGACAAUGUUCAUCUGGUUAUUAUCACGUUGAUGUUUAUUGUACCUUGUUGUGUACAAAUUGUCUUCUACAUCUACAAUACAACAGUGGCUACACAUCAAAUGUACUUUAUUGACCAUGACACACUUUGAGACACCCUGAUCUCAUGCGAGGCAUUAUAUUUAUUUCUUUCAAACUUGAGUACCCCUGAUAUCAAGAUCUUACCCAACAAAGGAUGCCUGCUUUGAUGACAUAUUGGGAGACAUAAUGAAGGAACUGUUGCAUCACAUAGUAUGUCACUGCUUUCUUGAUAGAGAGCUGUAGAAGACUGUUGUAAAUAUAUGAGAAAGGAGCCUUUCUCUCAAGAUUAGUUUAGUACUCUAAACUAGAUUUGAUUUAUACUCUAGACUUAAUUCAUAGUUUUACAACAUAUUGCAAAAUUAAGCAUCUGCUUGGAUGGGCUGUAAUUUUAUGCUGCUGUGUUACAUUUCAUGUUGAAGGAAGAUUCAGGAAAACACAGCAAGUAGCGAGGCAAUUACACAAUUUAGUGCAAUCUUUGAUAUUUCAGUGAGCCCAGGGAUAAUUUCCAAAAGGAAAUUAAUGACUCAGGCCAGAAUUCCAAGUACGUUGCAUUUAGUUCCCAAUUAAGGUGUUUAAAAAAACAGCAAAUGCUCUCCACCAAGUUGUUUAAUAGACUUUGAAAUAUUGAGCCACGUUCGCAGCACUAGAUCUUAUGACAAUGUGACAUGCUGCGUAUAAAACAUUCAACAGCACAGCACAGGAACAGGUUCUUUGGCCCACUAUGCUUGCAAUGACCAUUUAUGUCAUUUUAAACUUAUCCCAUCUGCCUGCACACAGUCUGUAUCCCAUUAUUCUCUGCCUGUUCGCGUCUGUCUGAAUGUCUCUUAAAUGUUGCUAUUGUAUCGACAUCUAUCAUGUCCUGUGGCAGCACGUUCCAGGCACUUAUCAGCCUUUGUGUAAAAAUCUCCAUUAAACUUCCCCCCCUCUCAACUUAAACCUAUGCCCCCCAGUAUUUUAUAUUUCCAUCCUGGGAAAGGGACUCUGACUAUUUAUCCUAUCCAUGUUUCUCAUAAUUUUACAUACUUAUAUCAAGUCACCCCUCAGCCUCUGACACUCUAGCAAAUUGGAUUGAAGUUUGGCCAACUUCCCCUUCUAGGUGAUACCCUCCAAUCCGGCAGCGCCCUGGUAAACAUUCUUUUGCACCCUUUCCAAAGCCUCUACGUUCCUCCUUAGAGUGUGGCAACUAGAACUGCACACAAUAUUCUAAAUGUGCCCUAACUAAAGCUUCUACAGUUACAACAUGACUUGCUAACAUUUGUACUCAAUGCCCUGACUGGUGAAAAAGUUCUUCAGUCUUCUGUGAUCAGUACAUACUUGGGUAACUUUUCACCUUGUAAGAUUGAUGCACAUUUUUCACAUUUCAAUGUUUAGUAUCCUACAAUAGCAUGCUGAUUAGCAUGUUGGUUCAAAAUAUGUCUGUGUGCAGUUUGAAUUAUCUUCAUUGCCAUGUCAGUAUAGAGUAACUUGUUGCUGGAAAGUCUUAUGUGAAAAGACUAAACAAUACACUAACUCACAACGAUACGUCACAUUCUGCAAUGUAAUUCGCUUUCGAUUUUCCUUCUUCUUAGCCAGUCCUUUGAGGCCAAGGAUGACUACCAACAUGUGAACUACAACAAACUUUGGGUUUUCUGGCCUAAUCUACCUGUGUCUUUAUUUUAACAUCAGAAAUUAUUUUUUAUGCACUGAGCAUGCAUUAAUUUCAAAUAAUGAAUCUGUUCCUUUUGCGAGUCUCACCCUGUCUGAAAUAUUGGAAUUGGGGUGUCGGUGGUGGUGAGGAAAUAUAAAAGAUUGUGGGAUGGCAAUGACUCAGUAGCUUGUACAAUGUUUAAGAAUGGAGGACUGAGGUAGGCACAUGUUUCCAUGUGUUUUCAGGGGAAGAUCUUUCCUCCUUUGAUCAGGUAAAUUCAUGAAAUACUGCAUUCUUUCUGAUAUGUAACGGCACCAAAAUGCCCUUCUCAAAUACUUCAGUAAAAAUUUUCUGAUGUAGUUACAGCGAGUAACUGUGCUUCGAACAGAAGGUAAUAAUAUAUCUGUGGGCGUGAAUAUCUGUUGAAUUGUGGAGUCAAAAUAAUGUGCUUUGGCUCUGUAACUGACAGCAAUAUCUGCAUUUAAUUGUAGCUUCUGGAAUUCCCAAUUCUAAAUGCCCAUUAUUAGUCACAGUAACUUGAGUUGUCCAGACUUUAAUCUCUGAAAUUCCCUCUUUAAACCUCUCUGCCUCUGUACUGGGUUCUCCUUUAAGGCAUUCCUUGAAACCAAUUUUUUUCAGCAAGAAUUUAGUCAUGUGUUCUGAAAUGUCCUGACACUGUUUGGUAUCAUGUUUUGUUUGAUAACACUCCCUCAAAGCACCUUAAGAUGUUUCACUAGAUGCUAUAUAACUGCAAGUUGUUUUGUAUUUACAUGUCAAUUGUAAUAUGUAAACGGUUUGACUUCACAUUUACACCACGGUUAAAGUGUAAAUUGCAUCUGAAUCCAGAGUACAUUUUGAUUCAAACUCAGUUCAGACCUUCACACAGUUUUAAAUAUAGGCAAAACAAAACUGCUUCACACUGACCCUAAACUUGUGCUUGAAUGAACUCUAAGGUUUGUAUCAAUAACACAUACACACACAAAAUAACCAGUCCACAGAAGGUCAGAGGAAAUACCUGCAUGAAAAAUAAUUCAAAGCAGCAGAAUUUAGAGCAAAAUUUUGCACAGGGCGUUAUCGCACUUGUUAAAAAAAAAGAUUUCGUUCAGGUCGUAGAAUCCUUGAGAUGAACUGUGAUGUGAUUGAAACUCUCACAGCAAAGCAGGAGCCUCUCUUAAAACCUUCAGAAGUGUACGAUUCAUAAGCAAUUGGAGACAAGUUGCUUAUGAUAAAGUUGACCAUCCUUGUAUAAUAAUAAGUGCUGAUUUUCUGUAUAGUUCUGAUAUAACUUGUUUACACAAGGUAUGGUCAUACUGUAAUUGUUACAGUUCAGUCUGAAAUGAUUGUAACCGAAAUGUAAAGAAGUUGAAAUAAAUUCCAGUCAUAACAGAUCACAUGUACAAACGAACACACUCACUGUACAAUUCUCUGUGUGCUAUUUUUAAGCAGUUGUUAAGCCAUUUAAUAGAAAGAGUGAACAUUUUUAAAAAUUCCAGCCUGGGAUGUGAACAUCACUGGCAAGGCUGUUGUUUAUUCCCUUGGCCUAGUUAUCCUUUUAAGUUUGGUGGUAAGUUGUUUUCGUCACCACUGGAAUCCAUAUGGUGAAGGCUCUCCUGCAAUGCUGUUUGUGUUGGUGUUACCAGAUUCUGACCCAGUGGAAAUGAAAUAGUACUGUUCAUCACCUCAUAAUGUGAGCAAGCAUAUAUUACUGAUGAAUUACCCUUUCAAACACAGCAGCCAAUGUGUGCGCGAGGUCCUACAAACAACAAUUGAACCAAUAACCAGAAUUCUGUUGUUUGAGAGUGUUCAUCUAGGGAGGUAAUUUGCCCUUUGACUUGUGCUGUUUCUGUUCAGAUAUGCUUUUUUCUUUAAAUGUUAAAAAUUUAGACAGGACUUCAAUUUAAUAUCAUCAGUUGAUUCGAUUAAUAUCUUCUCCUUGUACAGUAGUGCAGCAUUAUCUCAAUAUUAUACUACAGUGACUGAAGUCCUAAAAUGGAGUUUAAUUUCUGAUGCUUUGACACACUGUCAGAGUGCUGGCCAAACAUGGGUCACCUGAUCUAAUGCUUGUUACCAACUCUAUAACUUAAGUGCUGCUAGUAAAAUAAAAAUAUUGCACACAGGAAUCCAUACAAGUGUGCUGAUUGUUUUGGACCAUAGAGAUUACAUCUUGGAAUUGUUACCCUAGUAUGUCAUGCUGUAUCAUUACUUUCUAUUCACAUAACGUUGAUAAAAAAAAUUGUUAGUUUGUGAUAACUAGUUAUUCCAUAACUGUUAACUUACAUUGACAUUUUAUUCUGACAAUUUGUUUUCCCAUAUGUUCUCUAAUUGAUUUGUCAAAUGGCAAUCAGUGCAACAAAUAAUUCAAUACAAUUCAGAAAUGCUCAAAAAUUAAGGUUUCAUAAUUUCUAGACCUUCUUUGGCAAAUGAUCCAAUCCUUUAUUAGUGCCUAAAUCUACAUGCGGUUGAAAGCAUUUUUUGUAGAUAUCAGCAUAAAAUGUCACUAUGUAAUAAAUAUUAUUCCAAGUAUCAAAUUGCUGAAGAGUUGCAGUAUUGAGUCUGUAUUAUUUCCUCAUUUCUAUGUGUCUGCUGCAAUGUGCCUUCUGUUCUCCACACAAAGUCCAUACUCAACAUAAAUGCCUACUGAGUUUGAUCAGGAUGUUAUAGUGAAAGAAGUCCACCCUAUUGUCAGAAAACUAAAAUCUUGCAGAUGUUUCUGUCAUGCUUAUUGACAAAAAUACCUUGGUGCAAAAUUAAAUUUUAAUUUAACCUUGCUGCAAUCACAACUUGGCCCCAGUGAAAGGGUGCAGUUCACAGUACUGGGCACAGAGACAUAGAAAUCUAGCAAAAGAUAGAGCUUCUGUGCAGAAAAUGACUGAAGUAUAAAACUGUGUCCGAACUGUGUCCUUGAAUAGUAUGAGAUGGCAUAGGAUCCUUGCUAACAUUUAUUGAUGGGUUUAAAAAAAAGAAAUGACUGCACAAACAAACACUUUCUAAAUUGUGAACUCUAGGAUCUAUAUGAGGGAUGAUCGUCUACCAUAAUG
Molecule: messenger RNA, 8938 nt
Organism: Stegostoma tigrinum
Lineage: Eukaryota; Metazoa; Chordata; Chondrichthyes; Orectolobiformes; Stegostomatidae
Gene: dnajb6b
Product: DnaJ heat shock protein family (Hsp40) member B6b
Exons: 12
Coding region: 388-1353 (321 amino acids)
Biological process (GO): positive regulation of proteasomal ubiquitin-dependent protein catabolic process; protein refolding
Cellular component (GO): cytosol; endoplasmic reticulum membrane
Molecular function (GO): ATPase activator activity; Hsp70 protein binding
Source: RefSeq, a predicted model, not a curated record